Molecule: messenger RNA, 264 nt
Organism: Meloidogyne enterolobii
Lineage: Eukaryota; Metazoa; Nematoda; Chromadorea; Rhabditida; Meloidogynidae
Source: the annotation of a GenBank genome assembly
AUGGAUCCACCACCAACAGAAAAUUUGUCUAUUAAAUUACUUCCAGUCCAUUAUUCUUUACGUUUUGUUUGGCAAAUUAUACAAAAAGCUCUUCACUGUGUUAAAAACGGCCAUGAAAAUAUUUUGGAGACGGCAAAUAAAUUUUGGGGGGAUUAUUUGAGAAAAGUCUAUUCUUUUUUGACAACAUCAGUUCCGGCUCAACAACUUUUUUGUAGAAUAUUGGUACGGAGAAGAGGUUUUCAUAUUGCUCGUAAUAUUAGGUGA